AUGGCGGUGGACUCAAUCGCUAAACAGAAGAAGCUAAUAGCAAGGGAAGGAAAACCUUCCAAAAUUAAAAAAACCAUUAAGAGUGACGAUGGGGACAUUAUCGACUGCAUUGACAUUUACAAGCAACCAGCUUUCAAUCAUCCUGCACUGAGGAAUCACACAAUCCAGAUGACACCCAAUUACAGUCCAACCAUGGAAGGGAGAAGACCAUCAUCAACGAAGGGGGAAGGAGGAUCAUCAGUCUCUCUCACAUCCCAGUUGUGGCAGAGAAGUGGAAGUUGUCCCAAGGGCACAGUCCCUAUCCGAAGAAUACGAGUUGGCAAAAAUUUAAUGAAAGAAUACGGGAGGAAACCCAGCUUAUUUUCCCAACAAUUUAAGCCCCUUGACAAACAAAACCACUCGUUGGCAGUUUUGGUAACUAAUGGCUUGAGGUAUUCAGGAGUUGAAGGAGAUAUUGAAGUUCAUAAUCCAUUUGUUGAAUCAGAUGACGAUUACAGUACCUCCAGAGUUGCUUUGAAAAAUGGCGAUGAGGCCAUUCAAUUUGGAUGGGCAGUAAAUCCCAGUGUAUAUAGAGACAAGCAAACUCGAUUAUUUGUAUAUUGGACGGCAGACUCUUCAAAGACAACCGGUUGUUUCGAUUUAACAUGUGCUGCAUUUGUUCAAACAAGCAAUAAAGUCGCUCUUGGUGCUACAAUUUUCCCAGUCUCAGUCCCUGGUGGCAAACCAUAUAAAAUUACUCCCCGCAUCUUUAAGGAUUCAGAGACGAAUAAUUGGUGGGUACAGUUAGGGUUAAUCCACAUAGGCUAUUGGCCAUCUGAUUUAUUCAACAAUCUAUUGCAUCAUGCGGAAACUAUCGAAUGGGGAGGAGAAGUUUACAGCUUUAAGACAGGAACCCAUCAGCCCCACACUACAACGGCUAUGGGUAGUGGGUAUUUACCCUAUGAUGCGUCAAACAUGUCCGGAUGCGUAAAACAAAUGAGUGUUGCUGAAAUUAAUUCUCAAAAGGAGGUGUACUUCAAACGACCCGAUUUCGCGUACACUUACGUAGAUGAAUAUGGUUGCUAUGGGGUUUUUUACAUCGGAGGUUACGCUGAAGAGCCUGAAUUUUAUUAUGGCGGAUCGGGUAAAAGUGCAAGCUGCCCAUGA
Molecule: messenger RNA, 1146 nt
Organism: Camellia sinensis
Lineage: Eukaryota; Viridiplantae; Streptophyta; Magnoliopsida; Ericales; Theaceae
Source: RefSeq, a predicted model, not a curated record